Molecule: messenger RNA, 276 nt
Organism: Trichoderma atroviride IMI 206040
Lineage: Eukaryota; Fungi; Ascomycota; Sordariomycetes; Hypocreales; Hypocreaceae
Source: RefSeq, a predicted model, not a curated record
AUGUCCACUUUCUCAUACCAUUUGGAUCAAGAGCUGAUGAUGCUCCAUUCAACCGUCAUCGCCCUCAACGAGAGUCUCCUGACUCUGGACACGGCGGCACAAAACGCGGCACAGAACGUAGCACGAGAGCCUGAAACAGCCCUAAAGCCAGUUCGCGACGCAACGACGUACGCCAUCGGCUUGAUUCACAGCAUUUAUCCAUCGAUUAUGACCUUGAGGGGUUCUGUGCAAGUACUGAGAGAUCUUGGAUGUAGAGAGCUCAUCGUUCGUGAAUAG